This is a messenger RNA of Oncorhynchus nerka (sockeye salmon), 1205 nucleotides long. RefSeq names its product ADP-ribose glycohydrolase OARD1-like. The transcript has 6 exons. NCBI's taxonomy places the organism in Eukaryota, Metazoa, Chordata, Actinopteri, Salmoniformes, Salmonidae. The coding region runs from base 119 to 640 and encodes 173 amino acids. The record is from RefSeq and is a predicted model, not a curated record. Gene Ontology annotation, biological process: peptidyl-glutamate ADP-deribosylation.
CGAAUUCCCAUCUGUGACACAAAGAGGAAGUCGAUUGCUAGCUGAUAAUGUCCACAUCUUGGUUAAAUUGAAAGAGAAACUGAACGACUUUGACGCUAGCUCAUUUACCUGUCGUAUAAUGUCAACUGUAUCUGAAGAGCCAGUGAGCUCUAUUGACAAAUAUAAGAAUGCAGAAGGCGGCUGGAGGCUGCGUCAUGUGAAGGGGGACCUGUUCUCCUGUCGUGAAGAUGAGGUCCUGGCCCAUUGUAUCAGCGAGGACUGUCGCAUGGGGGCUGGCAUCGCUGUCAAAUUCAAGAAACAAUUUAGUGGAGUAGAUGAGCUGAAGAAACAGAAGAAGGUGCCAGGGCAAUGUGCUGUACUGAAAAGAAACAAGCGUUUUGUGUACUACCUGAUUACAAAAGAAAAAUACAGCCACAAACCUACCUAUGACAACCUACGGCAGAGCCUCGAGGACAUGAAGUCUCAUUGCUUACUAAAUGGAGUAACUGGAAUAUCAAUGCCUCGCAUCGGCUGUGGCCUUGAUCGACUGAGUUGGGAUAAAGUGGAGGAGAUGCUUAAGCAGGUAUUCCAGCCCACAGAUAUAAGUAUCACUGUGUAUACUCUCCCUGUAAAACCCACAGGGAAACAAAGUUUCCAUUGAUGUUUUCUGUAAACCAAAGUAAAUCAUGUUUCAGGGACAUUUGUUAUGGUUAUAUUCUCUAUCGCCUUUUGUCAUAGGCUCCAAGCCUGUGUUUUUCAACUCUUAUGACAAUGGGUUUUGUGUGAAAUAAAACUCAGACCAUAUUGUGUUGAUUGACACAGCGUGUAUUUUUAAUUGCCAAGUUUACUCAGCAUACGGAUAUGCACCUGUGCAAAGUUUGCUGAAAUGUUUACUUUCAAAAGUUAAUAAAUGAAAUCACAAAAUGUAGCACUUUACUUUAAGAAUCAUAUCCUUUACUGCCUAAUCUUUAUUUUACCCCUGUGUGUGAUGGUUCUCUGAAAUUACAAGUGCAUAUUUUCAUGUUAAUUAUGAUCCUUUAGUAGAGCUAUUCUCCACCAGAUGGGGGCACCAAUUAUAGUUUUCUCCACAUGGCUUCUGUGGUGUGAUCUAUACAGAUUUGUCAUAUGCUGUAAAUACCCUGUAAUGUACAAGUACCUUACAUGAGCAUGACUUGUGAAAACUAGAUUGUUAUUUUGCAGUAAUAAAAUCAAAUGUGUUGCAUACA